Molecule: messenger RNA, 1353 nt
Organism: Cyanistes caeruleus (blue tit)
Lineage: Eukaryota; Metazoa; Chordata; Aves; Passeriformes; Paridae
Source: RefSeq, a predicted model, not a curated record
CACCUGUCCCAGCCUCCCCCCACCCCGCUAUAUUUACCCAGGGGGAGCUUUCCAAGAAUGGAAGUGGUAAGAUAAAACCCCAGAGGGGCUAAAAUUAGCCCCGGGCCGGUCCUGCCGUGGCAUUUCAGCUGUGAGCUGCACAUCUCCGGCCCCUCAGAGCCCCGUCCAUCCCAGCUCUGCCCGAUCCUCGCCUGCUCUGCUCCUUUCGGGGUUAAACCACGGGGGGAUUCCCCAUGGGACCCCCUUGGUGCUCUGAGCAUCCCCCACACCCAGAUCUUCGGCCUCAUCCUUUACCAUGAAAGCGGCACACGGAGCACAGAGCCGACACCAUGAGCCUCAUGGACAUCAACAAGCUGUUCUCCCUGCUGCAGCCCGGGGAUGAGCAGGAGGACGGCGAGGACAGCGAGGAGCUGAGCAGGGCCGUGUGCCAGGACGACCCCGAAGCGCUGGCCGGGCUCCUGUCCCAGGACAGGUACAAGAGGCUCAUCAACCGCAGGAGCGGCUGGGGGGUCCCCAGCACCCCCCUGCGCCUGGCGGCCAGCCGGGGCUGCGUGCGGAGCCUGCGGCUGCUGCUGGCCCACGGCGCCGAGGUGGACAGCCUGGACGUGAAGGCUCAGACCCCGCUCUUUGUGGCGGUCAGCAACGGGCACCGCGAGUGCGUGCGGCUGCUGCUGCAGGCCGGCGCCAGCCCCGUGGGCAGCGCCUACAACAACUGCUCGCCGCUGCUGCUGGCCGCCAGGGACGGCCACGAGGACAUCCUGCGGCAGCUGCUGGAGCACGGAGCCGAGCCCAACGUCCAGGCCCGGCUGCCAGAGUGGGCGGCCAACUCGGUGGCCUGCUCAGGGCCGCUCUACCUGGCGGCGGCCUACGGGCACCUGGAGUGUUUCCGCCUGUUGCUGCUGCACGGCGCCGACCCCGACUACAACUGCACCGAGCAGGGGGUCCUGGCCCAGAUCCGCGAGCCCAAGACCCUGCUGGAGACGUGCUUGAGGCACGGCUGCCGCGCCGACUUCGUCCGGCUGCUCAUCGACUUCGGGGCCAACGUGUACCUGCCCAGGGUGCCCGCGGACGGGGCGCCGCGCAGCGAGGGGCUGGAGCUGCUGCUGCAGGCCAGAGCUCAUCCCAAAUCCCUGCUGUCCCAAUCCCGGCUGGCCAUGAGGCGUCUCCUGAAGCAGCCCGGCCGCUCGGCCGCCCUCGCAGAGCUGCAGAUCCCCGCAGUCCUGGCCAAAUACCUCCAGCACCAGCCCUGAUCCCAGCCUGCCCCCAGGGACACUCCAGCUAAAACCUGUUCCACCCCUGGCACUGAAUCGCUGAAAUCCGUGAAAACACUGGGAGUUUGUGGUCAUAAGUUCA